Molecule: messenger RNA, 2062 nt
Organism: Mercenaria mercenaria
Lineage: Eukaryota; Metazoa; Mollusca; Bivalvia; Venerida; Veneridae
Exons: 11
Coding region: 80-2062 (660 amino acids)
Source: RefSeq, a predicted model, not a curated record
UAGUAAACAUUGUGUAACCUAAGUUGGAAUAUUUUCUGAAUUUAAUAUCAAAUUAUUAAUAAAAGUGCAAUUGUGGACAAUGUCUGACAAUGAUUGUGUUGUUUGUGGUAGGGAGGUUACUGCAAAAUGUGAAGCUGUAACAUAUGACGUUUGUGACAAGUGGCGCCAUAGACUAUGUGGCACAGGAAUCAGCCGUAGAGAUUACAGGCUUAUCGAGAAGGGGCUGAAGAAACUUAAUCAUGUGUGUCCGCCCUGUUCCGAGGCACCCCAGGAGCUAAGUGAUCCAAACAGUACCAUGCCCAUGGACAUCUCUGAGGACAUGCACUCUACAAUGAUAGAUUCAUCUCAAGUGCACGGGACAUUCCAUCUACAGGUGAGCAUAGAGUCUGUACCGAUGCCGCCACAGUCACCGACGUCUCCAUCCCCUGCUCUAUCACUGCCGCCACCACCAACGCCUCCAUCACCUGCUCUAUCACUGCCGCCACCACUGACGCCUCCAUCACCUACAGCUUUGCAGCUACCUCAGAGCUGGACGUUCCCACCAACACCAUCACCACUAGGUCCAUCACCACCAUCACCAUUGUCAUCUGGGUUUGACAUUUCCAGACACGGCUCUGCUGACACGACCAUGUAUAUUGAACAAUCUCUUGACGAACGACCAAUGUCUCAGACGAUUCUGGAAGAUGCCGGUGAGAUUACCUAUGACGUCAUCAAAGAAGGAAUCAUUCGUAAGAAACCGAAGCUAGUUACAUCAGAUGGACACUCCUACGUCAUAAAGGUGCCUGGGAAGAAAACAACAUACUGGCGAUGCUGUGUACGACGCAAAGGCAACCACUGUGGCGCUACAGUAGCUCAGAGAGACAAUGUCUUCAUACCAGGUUCAGCACCACACACUCACCCCGGUGACCUGCUAGUAGCCAAGAAGCCCAUUCUUGCACGAGAUGCCAAGCAGGAGGCCGUGCGACAUAUAGAACUCAGACCGACCAUGUUUGCCGAUGAAGCCAUGACGUCAUUGUUUGGGUCCAAAGACAGCAGAAUACCAAAAACAAAAUCAGUCAUCAGAAAAAUGCACCGUGCCAGGGAGGGGGUUCUCCGAAAACAGCCAAAGAACUUGGAUUUCGAGUUUGAUGACGAGUUCCUCAAGGAGCCAUUUCUGGUAGGAGAUGUCCAUGUGACCGGAGAACGCCACAUGAUGUUCGCCACCCAGACACAGCUGGACCUGUUGACCAAAGCACGGAAGUGGUACUUAGACGGUACAUUCAAGGCAGUACAUUUACCAUUCGUUCAGCUGUGGUCUAUCCAUGCCUUCAUCCGAGAGGGAGACAACAUGAAGCAGGUGCCACUUAUGUACAUGCUGACGACAAGACGCCGAAAGCAGGACUAUGUUGCUAUCCUGCAGAAGGUUCUUGACAUUCUGGAAGAGGCUCCAGCGGUAGAGUGCUUCACCAUGGACUUUGAGAUAGCUCUGUGGCAUGCCCUGAGGGAGGUGUUCCCCAGUAGUAAGCUUAAGGGUUGUGCAUUCCACUGGUCACAGGCUGUACAGAAGCACAUCGGAGAGUUUGGUCUCGCCAGAACAUACAGAGAACGUCAGUCAUUACACAGUCUGAUACGCAAGUUAUUGGCACUGCCGUUCCUCCCUGCAGCAGACAUUAAACGGGCCUUCAGGAAACUAAAAGAGCAGGCGGACGACUGUAACGAACAAGUCCAGGACCUCUUCACUUAUGUAAGCGACGAAUGGCUUGAGAGCUCUAAGUGGUCUGAAGAUGAGUGGUCUGUGUACCGUCAGACCAUCCGUACCAACAAUGACACAGAGGGGUGGCACCGAAAACUUAACACAAAGGCCGGCAGAGGGAAGGUCAAGACCUACCGCCUUCUGGAGAUCCUCCUUGUAGAAUCUAAGUUGGUGAAUCUGGAAGUGACCAGACUUCUUGAAGGAACUACAUCCCGUCGAUGUCGUCUCAGUGAUGAAUGGUUGUUUGAUUUAUGGGAUCAGUAUGAUAACCAUGACAUUGUUUGUGAAGAACUCCUUGGAUAUGUUGGAAAGUAUUAUGGACAGUUUUAA